AUGCUCAUCCCAACCCUCAUUAGUGUAUUGCUCGCCAUCACAGCCUCUGUGGACGCCAGGCCUCGUCAUGUCAAGCGCCAAUGGCCAGAAUGCUGCGCCAACUGGACCUCAACCCGAGUCAACUUCAUGUCCAUGCCACCAGCAGAGCGGCGGGACUAUACCAACGCGAUCAAGUGCAUGAUGCAGCAGCCGUCUCAACUGGUUGGCGUUGAGCCGUACGCAGACGUUGCCAUUAGUCGAUACUUCGAUUACGCCGUGGUCCACGUCGAUAGAUCCCAAUACAUCCACAACAGCGGCUUCUUCCUCACCUGGCACCGCUACUUCCUCCACCUCUUCGAAUCCGACCUACGCUCCCUCUGCAACUACAGAGGCCGCUUCCCAUACUGGAACUUUGGCGCCUCCUCCAGCAACGUCUCCAGCGCAACCACCUUCGACGGCUCCGCCUUCUCCAUGUCCGGCGACGGCCAAUACCUCGACUCCGGCCCUAUCGUCCUAGGCCCGAACUUCACCCUCCCCAAAGGCACUGGCGGCGGCUGCGUCACCACAGGUCCUUUCGCCAACCUCACUGUCCCCAUGAAGAACAUCCCAAACCCAUACCUAGCCAACGGCACUCUGCCAGCAGACGCCUACGCGUACCAACCCAAUUGCCUCAAGCGCGAUCUGAACACGUUCAUCGCAAGCACAUACACCAAUGCCUCCUCCAUCGUUGCAGCCACCCACGCGACAGACGCAGCGGCAUUCGAGACCGCGCUCAACGGCGUCUUUGGUGGUGGCUCGUUGGGCAUCCACAGCGGAGCGCACUUCGAAGUCGGCGGUGCCCAGGGGCAGAUGAGUUCGAUCUUUGUGAGUGUGCAAAAUCCAAUCUGGUUUCCGAUGCAUACUUUUGUGGAUCUAGUGUGGGAUUCGUGGCAGAGGAAUAAUCCUGACCAAGCGGAUGGGACUAGUGGGACGAUGACGGCGGGGAACGUGCCGCCAUCGGAUCUCGUGACAUUGGACAGUUCGUUACCUGACUGGGGAUAUCUGGAGCCAAACGAGGAUGGAAGUAUUCAGGUUGGAGACCUCUUGGACACGACUGAGGGUCCAUUCUGCUAUGACUAUGAUUUGCAGAUUAGCUGA
This is a messenger RNA of Cyphellophora attinorum, 1116 nucleotides long. RefSeq lists its product as uncharacterized. The transcript is spliced from 3 exons. NCBI's taxonomy places the organism in Eukaryota, Fungi, Ascomycota, Eurotiomycetes, Chaetothyriales, Cyphellophoraceae. Gene Ontology annotation, molecular function: oxidoreductase activity. The record is from RefSeq and is a predicted model, not a curated record. Bases 1 to 1116 code for a protein of 371 amino acids.